AUGCCACGAAUUGGUGGUUUAUUGCCGCCGCACACCUUGCGUAUGCGUUUGAUGUUUAUAGUGGGGAUUAUUGUAUGGCUGGGGUUUUUCUCCAGGCUGAUGUUUCUGUUACAAUACGCUGAAAAUGGCAGUGGUCCUGGGCUGGCUCAACCAGCCAGUUCUGCGGCGACGCAACCGCCCCAACCUCUAGGUAUCAGUGGGGCCAAUGACAAGGAUGCAUGUAUUUUGCGUGUGGUGGAAAAGUAUACUCGCUACGCAGAAGAAGCGUCUACUGCCACAAAGAUGCGCAAAGAGCGUGGCCCGCUGCGCAUCGCCGCCUUCUCGCGUUUAUGGAUACCGCCCAUUCACGGGACAGGCGGUAUGCAACUUCAUGCCUUUCACAUUUACUCCCAACUUGCUUCACGAGGUCAUUACGUUCAUGUCUUUGUGACUGGUCCCCCUGUAAAUCAUUCACGUAAGACGAUGUACUGUAUCGAGCCAGAGACGCAUGCAGCAGUGCAGUGCAGAAGUUCAGAGGCGCGUUUGGUAGUGGAGCAAGUUCCUUCCACCACCAACAAGGCGUAUAGUGUGGCAUGGUUAAAUAAUUCUCUUGAAGCAUUUGGCGUUCUGCACGCCGAGCGGCCUUUUAACAUCGUCCACAGUGAAAGUUGGGCGGCUGUACCCAACAUUUACCAAAUACAAAUUCCAUUUGCUGUAACGUGGCAUGGAUCAAUGCUUGACUGGUUUCGUAAUGAGUUAAAUUAUAUUGCACACAACUAUCGGCUGCGGCGCAAAGCACCUGGAGCGGCGGUGUGGAGUCGGAUGCAGGAUCUUGCCAAGGCUGUGGCGCUGGAGGAGUACAUGCUUCUCACGGUUCCUCAACAUAUCGUCAUUUCAGAUGCAGCGGAGCGUGAUUUGGUGAAGGUGCAACACGUGGCUCGGGAACAAGUCGCAUUGAUUUAUAAUGGUGUCAAUACACAAAUUUUUCAUCCACGCAAGGAAAGGGCUGUGCGUGACGCAUUCCUUCGAGCCCAUGGAGUUCCUUCUGAAAAUUAUGUCGUGGGAUGUGGUGGACGACUGGUUGAAAUAAAAGGGCAUUUGCAACUUUCUCGGGCGAUGCGCCGUGUGAUGCAAGAGUACAAAAAUGUGACACUUCUUGUUAGCGGCGAAGGUCCAAUGGCUAACGUUUACGAAGCCAUGCGGAGGGAGGGGCUACCCGUCGUUCAACUGGGAAUGCUCCCUCAAAAGCAACUUGGGACCUUCUAUCAGGCAAUUGAUGUCUUUGUGGAUCCCUUCUAUCAGCACCACGGCCUGAACACCGUGAUGAUUGAGGCAGCCCUGUCCGGCGUGCCACUUGUUGUGACGGACCUUGGCGGCGCACUGUCAGUGGUACCGUGUGCUGCUUACGGUCGUCUGUUUACUGUUGGCGAUGUGAUUGGGUUGGCGCGUGAGAUUCUUUACUACAUGCUUCAUCCUGAUGAAGCGGCGGCGACGGCGCGUCGGGCCCGCGAACGUGCCAUGAAAUUGUUUGAUAGCGAUGUAAUGGCGAUGCAUUACGAGAGGGUUUUGUAUCGUCUGGUGGAAAAUCAGCCACCUUUGACAAAGAUUACCGGGAAGCUUGUGUGCAUGAAAGUGUACCCGGCCUUUUGCUACCGGGAGCCCGCGUAG
Molecule: messenger RNA, 1647 nt
Organism: Trypanosoma rangeli
Lineage: Eukaryota; Euglenozoa; Kinetoplastea; Trypanosomatida; Trypanosomatidae
Product: putative glycosyl transferase-like
Exons: 1
Coding region: 1-1647 (548 amino acids)
Source: RefSeq, a predicted model, not a curated record